This is a messenger RNA of Paramecium pentaurelia, 1539 nucleotides long. The record is from the annotation of a GenBank genome assembly. Lineage: Eukaryota; Ciliophora; Oligohymenophorea; Peniculida; Parameciidae.
AUGUAGCAUAGAAAAUUAUUUAAAAUAGUUGAAAUAUCAGAAAAUGAAUAUUAAAAAGUUUAAUAAACAUCUUAAAUUGGACAAGCUUUUAAAACAUAUUAAAAACCACUUUAAGUUAUUGAAACAUAAUAAUCUGAAUUUUUAGAUUAUAUAAAUGAAAAAUUAUCUCUAUUAUUGCAAUAUUUGUAAGUUCCAUAUAAAAAAUAUAUUAUAUCCCAUGGGGGUCAUGAUGAAUAAAAUGAUAAGUGUUAAGUUAACAAAAUAUAGUAAUAGAAUUAAAAUUAAAUUGAUUGCAAAACAAAUAAUUUCAAUCCUACAACUACUUAAAUACAACUACCUCAUAUUGAUUAUAAACCAAAAUAAUUGUAGAUUUAAACAAUGUAUUGUUUAAUUUAACAAGAAUAAAAAAAUGAAAAUAUAAAAAAAUACAUAUAUGAUGAUUUUCAAUAGGAUCUAUAGAAUUGGAGAACUAAUUAAGAGAAAAAAAUUAAAAAGAAUAUUUAAGAUGCAAAUUCUUAAUGUAAAUCUGUUGUAAAUUGUAGUUGUAUAAAAUAAGACUAAAUCUUUGAAUAUAAUAAUUAAAAUUAGGCUGUUAUGAUAUUAGAGAUGUUUCAUACGAAAUAUAUAGAUGAAGAUAAAAUGAUAUAAAAAGCUACCAUUCGUUAUGAGGAGGAUCUAUUUAAUGAAAAUGAAUUAGAAUAAAUAAAUAAAUUAGAAUAAAUAAAUAAAUUAGUAUAAAGAAAUAAAUUAGAAUAAAUAAAUAAAUUAGAAUAAAUAAAUAAAAUAGAAUAAACAAAUGAAUAAGAACAGAUAUUAAUUUUUCAGAAACAUUCACAAUAUCCUUUUGUCAAAUUAAAUUAAUGUAUUGGGAGAAAAGAAGAAUAAUUGCUUAAUGAAACAGGCAAAUUUUGGACAAGUUCCAUGAUUGAUGGAUAUGCUAAUUAUUUAUUUGGUUAGGAUGAAAAAAAAUACUUCAGAUUAUCAAAAUCAUUAAGAGAAUGCUAUAAGAGACUAUUUAUUUUUACAUCCGAUUUUAUUACUAAUUGUAAUUUAAAUACUUAACCUUUCAAAGAAAAAUGGUUAUUAUUAAUGUUAGAAAAAUUAGAAUCUUUUAAAACAAUUCAAUAUUAAUUUUGGCUUAUUUAUCAAAAUAUUGCAUUUAUUAUAAAUAAAAAUAAUUCUCAUUGGUAUCUGAUUACAGUAAAUGUAACAGAGAGAUAUAUAUUUGUAUAUGAUUCUUUAAAGGGAAACCAUCAACAUUAUUAUAUGGUGGGAGACUUGUUAUCAUAUUUAUUUUAUGAACUUCAAAAGAAUCAAUUACAAUAAUAAAACAUUCGAUAAGACUAAUAUAAAUUCAAAAUUUAUGUUAAAUCUAAUUUUUUAAAUUAAUCUGAUGCUUAUUCAUGUGGUUAAUAUACUUGUAUUGCUCUUGAAUAUAUUAGUAACUUAUCGAAUAUAGUUAAUUAUAAAAAUAAGACAGAUAUGAAAUAGAAUUUAAAGAGCAUUUUGUUUUAUAAGAAACUGAAGAAAGGAAAAUGA